This is a messenger RNA of Ilex paraguariensis (yerba mate), 486 nucleotides long. The record is from the annotation of a GenBank genome assembly. Lineage: Eukaryota; Viridiplantae; Streptophyta; Magnoliopsida; Aquifoliales; Aquifoliaceae.
AUGAAACUCAAAUGCUUAUUUCGACCAUUCAGAACCCAUAUUAUCACGGCCAUUGACAUGCAUUUUUCAUCCCUAAGGCAAAAAUCUGAAUUUAGGGAAAUUAUACCUUACAGUAAAGGAGAGAUAUUAACUAACAGUACACAUCCGUCAUCUUAUUAUGUAACGUGGUUCCAUGUUGUCUUUUCUGCAGCGUCUACAAUAUCCAUCAAAAUUGAUGGUGUUAAAGACUUCACUUAUGAGGAAAUGAAACUAGCGACAAACAAUUUUAAUGUCUCCACUCAAGUUGGACAAGGAGGAUAUGGGAAGGUCUACAAAGGUAUUCUAGCUGAUGGUACUGUUGUGGCCAUAAAACGUGCCCAGGAGGGAUCAUUACAGGGUGAAAAGGAGUUUCUUACAGAAAUAGAAUUAUUGUCAAGGGUACAUCAUCGAAACCUGGUGUCUUUGAUUGGAUACUGUGAUGAUGAAGGGGAACAGGUACACCCUUAA